Austrofundulus limnaeus is the source of this 246-nucleotide messenger RNA. RefSeq names its product potassium voltage-gated channel subfamily D member 1. Lineage: Eukaryota; Metazoa; Chordata; Actinopteri; Cyprinodontiformes; Rivulidae. Gene Ontology annotation, molecular function: A-type (transient outward) potassium channel activity; protein binding. The record is from RefSeq and is a predicted model, not a curated record. Gene Ontology annotation, biological process: potassium ion transmembrane transport; action potential; protein homooligomerization. Gene Ontology annotation, cellular component: dendritic spine; postsynaptic membrane; voltage-gated potassium channel complex.
ACCUGGAAGAACACUCUGGACCGGUACCCCGACACGCUGCUGGGCUCCUCUGAGAAGGAGUUCUUCUACAACGAGGACCUGCAGGAGUACUUCUUCGACAGAGACCCUGAGAUGUUCCGACACAUCCUCAACUUCUACCGCACCGGGAAGCUGCACUACCCCCGCCUGGAGUGUGUGCAGGCCUUCGAUGAGGAGCUGGCCUUCUACGGCAUCGUACCUGAGAUCAUCGGAGACUGCUGCAUGGAG